This is a messenger RNA of Tuber melanosporum (Perigord truffle), 956 nucleotides long. RefSeq lists its product as uncharacterized. The coding region runs from base 110 to 811 and encodes 233 amino acids. The transcript has 2 exons. Lineage: Eukaryota; Fungi; Ascomycota; Pezizomycetes; Pezizales; Tuberaceae. The record is from RefSeq and is a predicted model, not a curated record.
ACCCCCACCUCUCCCUCCCUCUUAAACUUCUGCCUUUAUUUCCAGUCCUCACUCCCAAUCUCCCCAAACCGCCAACCAAAAAAUAAGACCGAGAAUAAAAAUAAGUAAAAUGCUCUCCUUCCUGGCAAACCCACCCAAACGCACGCACACCGCCAGCCUCGACCCCCUCCCUCUCGUCGGGCACUACAGCUCCUCCUUCCCUAUCCCCUCGAAACCCUCCAUCAUCGCCAACCGCCAACUCCUACCACCAUAUUCAGGACCAAGCACCUUCGGCACACCACCGUACCACUACCACCUCCGCCAAUACAAGACCUUCACUGUGGAGUCUGGCAACCUACUCGUCACGGUUGACUCGGAGAAGACCGUGGUCAAGACUGGCGAGAGCGUGACCGUGCAACCGGGGCAGUAUCAUACCUUCCGCAACGCGAGCGAGAGCGAGGACUUGCAGAUUCUGAUCGAGUUGCCGAGGUUGGAUGGGAAUGUUGGCAUGUUCGAGGAGAAGUUUUUGAGGAACAGCUUCAGUUAUGGUUUGGAUUGCAAGAGGGAUGGGAACGUGGGGGAGCCUAGUCCUUGGCAGAUGAUGUUGUUUCUGUGGGAUGCGGGGACCUUCUUGGCGUUUCCGAUUAAGGGCGUCCCCAAGAUAAUCCAGAAAGGAAUAUCCUGGGUCGUGAUGUUUGUUGGCGGCGUUGUGAUUGGGGAACGCUUACUGGGGUAUAAGAGGACGUAUCCAGAGUAUUACAACGAGCCUUCGCGGGUUGAAGAGCUCGCUAAGGACGAGGGUGAUGGGGCGAAGGCCGAGAAGGAAGACUGAGCCCUGCUUUGCUUUUCCUUUUUGUAUUAACCUUUCUGCCCAGCGACGGGGAGAGCGCAAGAUUCCAUUCCAGUACAUAAUUUUCUUACACCCUUCCCCUUACUUCUCGCUAUCCCCCUGAUCAAAUCAAUACCCCUUCCAAGCA